UAUCUCUAGAGGAAGUAAGUAUUAAAAUGACUCAUGAAACCAAGCCUUUCAUGCAUGUACAAACUCUACAGUCUUGUCGAAGCAACAACCAGAUUGCUGUUGUCCAGUAAAUCAGUAACCAAGGCCAAGAUGUGGUUAGUUACUGCUUUCCUCCUAAUGGCUAUAACACAGACACAUGCAGACUAUGCUUCUUUGCAAGCUGUUUUGUCACAGAAUGGACUGCAAAAAGUAUCUCACUGGAUGACUGACUGGCUUCAGAAAGAACUGAGUACAAUUACACUCCCAGAGGUCAGCGGCAGUGUUGAUAUUUUCUUGGGCUCGGUUUACUAUGUCCUGCAUGACAUGACUAUAAAUCGCUGCGAUUUGCCAGAACCCUCUGUAGCCUAUUCAGAGGGAACAGGUGUGUCUCUGCAAGUGAACGGACUCUCCCUUGUCAUCAGUGGUCACUGGAACACAAAGUUUGGUCUCAUUCAUGAUAGUGGUUGGUUUGAUCUGGCUAUAUUUGGCACCAAUCUGGAAACACUGUUGGGGUUUCAGAAGACUGAAGAUUACCUAUCCAUUUCCACUCUCACAUGUUUUGCUAAUGUGGGAGGAGUUGAAAUACAUUUCCAUGGAGGUGGAAGUUUCAUUUUCCAACCAUUUGUAGAUGAGUUUAGUGGAGAAAUUACAGAUAUGAUUCGAGAAAGGAUUUGUCCAGCAUUUCAGCAAGCAAUUGAAAAUGUCGACAGAGUUUUAGCUGCAUCUGAAACCAUAAAACUGGAUCCUUUUGUAUAUUUGAAUGUUUCUCUGACUGACUCGCCUGUUGUGUUUCAGAAUGGAUUUGAAUUAAAUGUAAAGGGUGAAUUUUACAGUGCCAGGUGUCCUUCUGAGCCACCGUUUUCUCCCAACCAUUUUGACCUGCAAUGGCAAGCAGACUACAUGAUGUCAGUCGGCAUUUCUGAGUUCUGUGUAAACUCAGCAGCAUUUGCUUAUUUUAAAUCUGGAGUAAUGAACAUCACUAUCACUGAUGGCAUGAUCCCCAAAGGUUCUCCCAUCCACCUGAACACAAGCCAGUUUGGAUCCCUGAUUCCUCAGCUCCCCAAGAAGUAUCCAGACAUGGAGAUGGAAAUAGUGCUAUAUGCAAGUGAUAAUCCCAAAAUUUCCUUUAAUCACACUGUGAUUAGUCUUGACGUUUCUGCUGCAGCCAAAUUUUAUGCAAUCGACACACACACUGGUUUAAUCCCCCUUUUCAGACUGGAUAUGCAAUAUUCUUUUACUGCUCAAGUCCAAAUCGACAAGCAGCUGCUGACGGGUUUUUUGAAAAUGAAAAAUAUGACCAUAGCGCUUGGAUCUUCAGAGAUUGGCAGUUUUAGUACUGAAGCAAUUGAGCGUAUUGGGAGAUUAGCAUUGAGCACCAUUGUGCUUCCAAAGCUGAAUGCCCAAUUGAAGGACGGCCUUCCAUUGCCGAGUGUGAAGGGUUUCAGCCUGACUAAUUCAGUGAUGACCGUCAAAAAUGGAUUUUUGAUUCUUGCAACAGAUAUCAAUCGUCCAGCUGACUUCCUGCAAUCAGACAAACUCUGACCCAUGAACAUAUAAAAAAAGAAAAGGAUGAAUUAGGCUUAUCUGUAAUCACAGUCAUGAGGAGAAAUGUUUGAUAGCUUUCCAUUAAUGUUGCAGACAAAUCAAACUGUCAUUUUUUUGUAUUAUUUCUUUUGUAAAUUUGUGGACUGAAUAAAAUAAUAAUAAUAACAA
Messenger RNA from Silurus meridionalis, 1731 nucleotides. RefSeq names its product BPI fold containing family C, like (gene bpifcl). Lineage: Eukaryota; Metazoa; Chordata; Actinopteri; Siluriformes; Siluridae. The transcript has 16 exons. Bases 34 to 1560 code for a protein of 508 amino acids. Gene Ontology annotation, molecular function: lipid binding. The record is from RefSeq and is a predicted model, not a curated record.